AGCGUGGAUCCCGAUACUCAGACUGGACUAAACCUGCGCACAGUAAGGUUGCGAAUGAAAACAAAAAAAAUGUCUUCAGUGAGCACUUCUAGAGCGAAAAAGAUUGAUCCUUUGACCAAGAAAGUACCUGUGAAUCCGAAAUAUAAAGAUGUAAAACCAACAGUCGAUACAGGUUUCAGCCAGACAAAAUAUUUAGCAAAGUUAGAGGAAUUAAAGAGAGAUUAUAAAUUCAGAAAAGAUGAAAUUUACAAAAGAAUGAAAGUUUCCACAUAUGUACAGUUGCUUAUACAAGUUGCAGAUUUUGAGUCUUUCAUACAUGACACACCUACUGGAAAUGGUGACGGUACAGAUAGAACAUUCACAGGAGACAGUGAAUUAGAGAAAUUAACAUCUAAUCAAAAUGAUAACACCUCAGAGACACCAGUACCAUCUAAUAGCUCUGUACUGGAUACAAGUCGAUCUAGGCUUGAACAAGUUAUAAAGGGUGUUGGUGAAAUAGAUGUGGAUGCUCCACCCCAGCCACCUAAAACUGUAUUUGUAGAUGAUUCCACUCCAUAUCUAUUAUUAGAUGUUCGAGAUAUGGACGCCUUUAAUGCUUGUCAUAUUAUAUCAGCUAAAAAUUAUCCUACAGCAAUGUUAGCUAGAUCAGUUAAUUAUGAAAGUAAAGAUAUGUUAACAUAUAAAAAUCAAGAAGGUAAAAUAAUUAUAAUAUAUGAUGAAGAUGAGAAGAUAGCACCUCGAGCCGUUACAACAUUAGUACAGAGAGGAUAUGAUAAUAUAUUUAUGUUAUCAGGGGGGUUAAAAGUGGCGUAUAAAUAUUUCCCAGAAGGUCUUAUUACUGGAACACCACCAGUUACUGUCACAGAAAAAAAGGCUCCAAAGCAAAUACUUCCAGCUAGCCAAGCUCAUUUUACACAAGAUGAUUUAGACAAUCUAUCUAUAUAUUUAGACUCUCCUCCAACUGAUAGUGCCAGAGGUCGAUAUUCAAGACUGCAGACAGGUCGAUCAUCUAAAGCAAGUACAAGCAGUAGAAUGAGUAGUACAUCGUUAAUGUCCAGUAGAUCUAUAAAUAGUGUACGCAGUGAAUCUAGUAUACAUCCUAAGCCAUUUAAAGUUUAGCUAUGUGUAAUUAAUAUAAAAGACAGUGAUGUGCUAGAAGAAGAUAUCAUCAUAAUGAUCAUAGCAAUGACAAAACAUCCCUCCAGCAAAAUUAACAUCAUUAUUUAUUAUUUAUUACUCUGUUAAAAUAAUUGGUGAUCACCGUUUUAGGCAUUUCACUGUGUAAAUAUAUUCAUAGUAAAUUGUACAUUAUUGUAUAGUCUCUCUCUCUCUCUAUAUAUAUAGGUCACUCAUAACAUGUAUAUAAUACUUUAAUAUAUAAACGUUUUUAUAUAUAUAUAAUAUUAGUUUUAGUUUUUGCAACUGAAGUCCAUGAAACCAUAUCUUUAAUUAGUUUGAAAUGUAUGUCUCUCCCCUGAUUAGACAAUCUGUAUAAGAUGACUGACCUUUAUAAGUUCAUGCACAUUAUAGGUCUAAGUUUGACGUCACAUCAUACGACGUUGAUCACACGUGCAUUGUUUACAUCUGACAUAGUAACACAAACUGAUCCAGACAGAAUGGUGCCUUUUACCCAAUUUACGCCUUCGUGUACUAUUUUAUGUACUAAAUAGGAAAUAUUUUUAAUACAGAUAUACUUCCAACA
Molecule: messenger RNA, 1702 nt
Organism: Patella vulgata (common limpet)
Lineage: Eukaryota; Metazoa; Mollusca; Gastropoda; Patellidae
Product: centrosomal protein of 41 kDa
Exons: 14
Coding region: 55-1119 (354 amino acids)
Biological process (GO): protein polyglutamylation; cilium assembly
Cellular component (GO): ciliary basal body
Source: RefSeq, a predicted model, not a curated record